AUGGAGGAACUAGCCAGCAACGCCUCGGACGACAGCAAAACGCGGAUGGCCCGAAUCAAAGCCGAUGACCCAAGGGUCUUCAAGAGCGGCUGGUAUUCUGCGAGCCCUCCCCCGGGCAUGUCCCAUUUGAUUCCCAUCGUCGAUGUGGCAACGACCCCUGCUUCAUCACAGAGCGUUGCUGUCCCCAGCAUGGCCCAAAGUGCUUCUCCCACUGUGGGCGGACCGUUGCAAGCCACAACGACGUCCGUGACCCGGCAAGCAGUUUCCUUCGAGCUCCCCGACGUCAGUCGUGUUGGUAUGGACGAAAAUGCAUGCACUGAGCCUGGUGGUCGUCCGAGCGCUCGGCCCACACCACCCAACGUGGAGGGUGGGUCGACUAUGCCACACUGGGAGUGCCUCAAGGAAUCGGACAACGAGGAGGACGGUGCCGCCUACCUCACGGAUACAAGCGAGGAGGUAGAUGAAUUGGAGGAGCGGGUGAUCACGACGGCUGGAAAGGCCAAGGGUACACAUCGGGCUGAAACGACACAUUCCGGCGACAACGAUGGGUAUGGUCCUCGGGUUGGUCAUGAAAGUUACCAGGGCAUCGAGCUGUUCGAGACUGCAGCUGAUGUCUCAUGCGAAGUGCAUGAACUUCGCCAGGAGAACGCGAAGCUUCAUGUUAUGUACGAACAGCUUCGCGAGGACUUUGAGGCUUUGCGGCAGCGCUUCCCUGCUCAUGGCAAGGGCGAAUGA
Messenger RNA from Fomitopsis serialis, 735 nucleotides. RefSeq lists its product as uncharacterized. The transcript is spliced from 3 exons. The record is from RefSeq and is a predicted model, not a curated record. Bases 1 to 735 code for a protein of 244 amino acids. NCBI's taxonomy places the organism in Eukaryota, Fungi, Basidiomycota, Agaricomycetes, Polyporales, Fomitopsidaceae.